AUGGUGGUGCUCGAACAAAAAGAAAUCCCAGAGAGCCGCAUGUAUCUUCCAAGCAACUACAACUUUGAGAUGGCGAAGGUGGUGAAAACUAUUGGAAGACUAAAUGCAAAGAAGGUGACAUUGCAAUUCCCAGAUGGGCUUUUGAAAUACUCCUUUGUGAUAAUAGAUAUUAUAGAGAAAUACACUGAUGCAGAGUGUGUGAUUCUGAACGAUGUUGUUUAUGGAGGGUGUUGUGUAGACGAUGAGAGCAUUGAUUCCGAUCUUCUUGUACAUUAUGGGCACUCAUGUCUUGUACCGGUGGGAGAGAUGAAUACAAAGGUUCUUUAUGUUUUUGUGGAUAUCAGAAUAGACAUAGACCAUGCAGCUGAAAUGAUAAGGAGGAACUUCGAAGGGAAGAUAGCUGUGAUAGGGACCAUCCAGUACAACUCAAGCAUAAACAAGCUGAGAAGAGUUCUAAGUGAAGAGAAGGAUGGGGUUGAAUGUAUUCUUCCGCAGGUGAGACCUUUGAGCAGUGGGGAGGUAUUAGGAUGCACCUCCCCACGAAUUGAGGGAGUCUCUGCAGUUGUUUCCAUAGGAGACGGUAGAUUCCACUUGGAAGGGGCAAUGAUAAGAAAUCCGCAUCUAAAAUUCUACAAGUACUGCCCGUUCAACAGGAGGAUGACACAGGAAUCUUAUGAUUACCAUACAAUGAUAAGUGCCAGGAGGUCAGCAAUUGGAAGGGCAUUAAAUGGGAGAUCGUUUGGAGUGAUAUUGGGGUCUCUUGGAAGGCAGGGGAAUAGGAGCAUCCUAAGAAGUGUAGUGGAUAAGCUGAAGAAGUAUGAUAUUUACCUUUUGAUGCUUGAUGAAAUAAGCCCAAAAAAGCUUGAGAGAUAUGAUUUCAUAGAUAGUUUUGUCCAGAUAUCAUGCCCUAGACUUAGCAUAGACUGGGGGACAUUAUUCAAAAAGCCUCUAUUGUCGCCUUUCGAAGUAUUCUACCAAGGAGGAGAGUACCUGAUGGAUUACUACUCAAAGGAAGGAAAAGGCGAGUGGAAGAAUUACAGAUAG
Messenger RNA from Encephalitozoon romaleae SJ-2008, 1044 nucleotides. Its product is annotated as diphthamide synthase subunit DPH2. Bases 1 to 1044 code for a protein of 347 amino acids. The record is from RefSeq and is a predicted model, not a curated record. The transcript has a single exon. Gene Ontology annotation, biological process: protein histidyl modification to diphthamide. Lineage: Eukaryota; Fungi; Microsporidia; Unikaryonidae. Gene Ontology annotation, molecular function: 2-(3-amino-3-carboxypropyl)histidine synthase activity.